Molecule: messenger RNA, 11297 nt
Organism: Lymnaea stagnalis (great pond snail)
Lineage: Eukaryota; Metazoa; Mollusca; Gastropoda; Lymnaeidae
Source: the annotation of a GenBank genome assembly
AGUUUUUGAAUCACCUCCCUUAGAUGGUUUUAUAGCAACAACAAAAUAUGGCUACCUCAGGUCUACCACCAGUUCCUGCCAAUCUCAAAGGAGCUAUUCAAAAAUAUUUGAGAAUAGCAACAGAACAUGACAAGAGAGAUCCAGUAAUAGCCUACUAUUGUAUGUAUUUUACAGUUUCAUUUUCGAAUAGAUUUUAAAUUCGUAAUGCUGAAAGAGACAGGCACUCCUCAAACAAACUCAAACAUGAAUAAAUAGUAAAUAUUAAUAAUAAUGACUAAACUAAAUUAAAAUUAAUUUUAAGUUUUAUAAUUUACCCUCAAUGUAAUGAUAACUCAGUCCUAUUCAAUCAAGGCAUUAUAUAUACUGUAACGGUUACAGCUUGAUACCAGCCCAAUUUUCUGUGUUUGCCAUUGUGGGUGUGUGCAGUUUUGGUGUGAGUGUGAGUAGUAAUGUUUGUGUGUACUUUCCUGUGUGCAUUUGUCACAGAAUUGAGAAAAAUAGACGACUUCCUGCAGCAUAUCUGUAAAAUAAAAGCUGUUGCAUUUGCCAUGAACUAAAUACAUCUAUCUUUAAAAUUAUUCCAUAAAUUUAAGGGUUUUGUGCUAAGUUUACACUUUUUAAAAAUUCUUCAUUUAUGAUCAUAUGAUGGGUAGAGUACAAUGCUUCCUAACUCACAUUCAGUAGGCACUUGGAUACAAAAUUUAAAAAAAUUCAAAUAAUUUUUUUAAUAGCACAGUUAGUUAGAGCUAAUUUCAAAUAAAAAAAUGAAACCAGAAUCAACUUUUUAGCUUAAGUACUUUUUGAGCUAUGAAUUUUUAAAGUGUGAGUUCGUUUGGUAUUUUUUACUAUGGACGAAACCUCCACAUCUUGUGACCUCAUUCCGCUGAUCGCGUCAUGCGCAAUGACUAUAUACUUUAUAUAAGGCAACGCAUCGCCUUAUCACUAAAAUACUGUUUAGGGUCGACUUAGUUUAAACUUUCAACUUUGGCACAUGAAUAAUUAAUUAAAGCUUUCCCUGACCAAUGGUAUAGUAGUUUUUGCACACGGCAAACUCUUAUGAAUGAAACUCUGAGGUAGUACUACGAUACAGUUAUGCAAGUGGCUGUGAAUGGUUGCCAAUGACAACGUGUUGCACACGGUAAAUUCUGAUCAUUUAUAAUAUGGAUUCUACCGGGUUGUUAAAGCUCAAAUUAAAACAUUCCAGUUUAAAUGUCUUUAAAUGCAUUCUGAAACACAAGUUAUCAAUUAUUUUGAUGUAAAUAGUGAUAAUAAAUUAAUAUUUCCUAAGUAUCGUCAACUUCCGCCAUUAAAAAGGGGGGCGUGGCCAACCCCAUGGCGAAAUUAGGUUGAGCGAGCUGCAUGACCUGCUGCGAACGCGCAGAAACAUAGCGUCUCUCGUAAGACACUUAUCGCUGUGAAAAUUGGCAUACAUGUAGAUCAAUAGAUUCCCCAGAUGCAAAAAAAAUUUGGUAGUGACAAAUUUUUUCCUUCGACUUAAUUUUAAUGAUGAAAGUUGCCUUAUAUUUACCAAGGAUUUUCUCAAAGCUGACUGAUUGUAAAUGAAAAAGAAAUUGAUUAAAAUGUAGGCCAAGAUGUCUACCUAAUUAUAAGGCCGAAAACGGAACUCAAAUACUUAUCGAAAGUACUAAUUUAAUAAUAAAUAGACACACACAUCGGAAAAUUAAAAACUCGGAUUUUUUGGCGCAGAUUGCUAAAUCCCAUACACAAAAAGUAGUAGUCUCCCUUGACUUACCGAAGUACCUACAUUCAGUUCGGGAUGAAAAUGUCAACUGCAUUGCAUCCCUGAAAGAUGUGGCCAGAGAUAUUAAUAACUUACCCUCACAGAGUCUCAGCUGCUGAUCUCACAUUUUGCACACUGCUAUGAUAAUCACUUUUAGACAUUUUAAUAUUUAUUAGAUAAAGUUUAAAGUUAUAAUCUGAUGAAAUGGUGUGUUUACUGCAAUUGGGUGAAAAUUAAAGACAUAAAAUUUUUGCCUUUUCUCAUUCAAAAAAUAAGAAAUUGAGCCCUGGGAAAGCCAAUUAGACCCAGGGCUCAUUGCUAUCCAUCCAGUCACUUCAUACAAUUUUAAAAAAAAAAAAAUUUUUGUUGUGAUUAUUUUGAAUUUUAUAUUAUAUAGAACUAUUACUAAUUUAGAGAAAAUUGUUGGCCCCCAAUAAAAAUUUAAUUUUAAAAUUACAAGUGCAGGACCCUUAUAUCAUAAUUAAUUGUGGUCAUAAUAAAGUUAUCUGUUUUCAAUACUUAAUUAUGUUUUAAUUUUUUUUAUUAUAAAAUUUAUUAAGCAAUUAUUUUUAGUCUCUGAGAAUUAUGGAGAUUUUUACUUCCACUCAAUUCAAAUUAAGAUCUUUAUUAAUAUUUCUUGAAUAGAAUUUGCAUUUCAUUUAUUUUUAUUAGUGCCAAUUAUUAGUAACAUUCACAUUUAAAUGUAAUGAAAAUUGAUUUUUUUUAGGAUUAAAUUUUUUUAACAUUAGCUUAUGCUGAGAUAAAAGGUAUUUUUAAAAUUUUAAAUUUGUUGCUUCUUUUUUUUUUUUUUUUUUUCAUUUUGCUGACAAUCAGCAGUCCACAUCAGGAAGAUUAUGGUUACCGGAAAUUUUUUUGAAAGAAAUUUUGUAGACGGAAAAUUGAUCGCCGGAAAUUUGAUCAAACGGAAAUUUGGUAGAAUAUUUUUUUCCAGUUCACACGUUAAAAUUUUCGUUAAAUUUCUUUUCGAACGCACUAUACUAUAUAGUAAAAAAAAAAAAUAAUGCGUUCAAAAGAAAUUUGACGCAAAAUUUUAAUGUGUGAGCUCAAAAAAAAAAUUGAUUGCCGUAAAUUUUAUCAAACGGAAAUUUGGUAUAAUAUUUUUUUUUAGUUCACACGUUAAAAUUUUCGUUAAAUUUCUUUUCGAACGCACUAUACUAUAUAGUAAAAAAAAAAAAAUAAUGCGUUCAAAAGAAAUUUGACGCAAAAUUUUAAUGUGUGAGCUGAAAAAAAGAUUGACCAAAUUUCCGUUCAAUCAAAUUUCCGUCAAUUGAUUUUCCAUUGACAAAAUUUCUUUCAAUCAAAUUCCAAAUAAGGGGAGAUUAUGCAUUUAUCUGCCCCUCUCCACCCCUUCCCAAAAUUCACUACCACCUGAAAUAAAAAUAAUUGCCUUUUGAAAGAAUUACCACUAUAUCAUGUAAAAAAAAUAUUGCUCAAAAUAGCAGAUGUGGCGAUGUCCAUCCAAGUGUAUUACAUAUUUUCACUUUCCUUUCUCUCAAAUACACUAUUUUUUUAUCUUAUCAUAAGGCCGUUUGUAUGCCAUGCAACAAGGCAUGUUGAUUGAUAAAACCUCUCCUGAGGCCAGACAGUUCUUGGUUGCACUCAUGGACUUUCUUGAAAAGGUACAUCCAGAUUAUAUAUCUAUACACAGAAAAGGUAUUUAUUUUAUAAUCUUGCAAAUAUUAACAAAAAACAAUGGAACAGUGUUGAAAAAUUUAAAUGAUUUGAUUUUGAAAAUUAAGUUUAAUGAAUAAUGUAGUAAAAUUCAUUAAGCAGAACCAAAAUUAUGCAUUAUAAGCAGAAAAAUUAUCUUCUUAUCUUUUUAGUCCAAAGGCCAGCUCAAGGAUGAGCAAGCAGUUCACAAUGAAAUAUGUGGCCAGGCUCACGUAGAGAAUUAUGCUCUUAAACUCUUUCUUUAUGCUGACACUGAAGAUCGUGCUGGUAACUUUGGCAAGUGAGUUAACCCUCUAUUCAGAUCUAUCCAGUAUUUACAAGGGUGUGCACAUUAUUUUUUAUUCUCAUAAGAUUCUUCUUCAUUAUUUUAUUUUAUUUGGGUUCCUCUGGGUGGUCUAGAUCAGUGUUCCCAAACUGGUGUCCAUAGUCCAGACAACAUGAAUAUUUAUAGUCAAAUAAGAAAAAAAUUAAUAAUCUGACACUGUUCCUUGGUGCAGUUUGGAAACUCGUCCAUUGGUUGAUCAAACUUUGCAGUUUGGGAAGCACUGCUCUAGAUCCCAUAAGUUUCUCAUGUUAAAAAUAAAAAUUAAAUUAAUUUUUUGCAAGAGCAAUAUAAGGGAAAUAUUUUGAAAAAUUGGUAUUACAUUUCUUAGACAAGUAUGUGAUUAAAAAAUUUCACACACAAAAAUUCCGGAUCAGUUAACUAUUGUGCCUGUUUACAUAAUCUAAGCAAGAAUUCACUUACAUUUGUUUCUGAUUAUAGAAUCAUUGAAUGCAUUAAUGCCUUUUUUCUUCAGAAAUGUGAUAAAAGCUUUCUUAACCUCAAGUUUACUCAUGGAUGUUCUGACAACUUUUGGUGAAUUAAGUGAAGAUGUAAGUAAUUUUUAAAAUAAAUAUGUGCUCUUGUCAUUCUUUGUUGAAAAUAAGGAAGCAAGUGUUAACAAGUACACAGGAGAAGAACACAUUUAGCAAAUUAAUUAAAUCAAUGGAAUAACCACUUUGUACUCAGAAUUAAAGCUUAGGUUAAAGACCUUUAAAUUUAUUAAUUUUUUUACUCAACAGAUUGAGAAGAACAGAAAAUAUGCAAAAUGGAAAGCCUUGUAUAUCAAUAAGUGUCUUCAAAAUGGAGAGACGCCUAUGGCUGGCCCAUUGCCUGAAGAAGGGGAUGAAGGUUAGUAAGCCUGUCAAUAUUGAUAAAUUUCUAUGCAUCAAAAAUAGUUUAUUAUUAUUAGUGCACCAUUAUAAAAUAUUGCUCAAGGAUUGAAAUUGAAGUUAAUGAAUUUUUUUUUUUUUUUAGAAAUUCUCUUCCAAUACCUUUGAGUAUUUAAUACUUCAAGUUGGUAAUUUUUUGUAGGGAUUUUUUUAACAUGACAUGAAAAAAUGUUAUGUACGGAAGUCAAUGUUGUAAAUUUAUGACUGGUUAAUCUUUUAAAAUGUUAAAUUGUAAUUGACCUUUACAUAGAUGACUUGCAUUUUUUUUUUUUUUACAUGCACUUUAAUAGUAGCUAACUUAUUCAUAUUGAAUUACUAUUUAAGAUAAGAUAAGAUUCUUUUAUUGAUCCAAACAAAUGGAAAUGUUUUAUGAUUGCAUUGUACAUUUUCAGCACAUAUAAUAAAAAACAAUUUGAAACAAGACGUUUGUAAUAAAUUUUUUCACUAGCAGCCAUUCCGUGAGUUCUCUUAGCCAUAUCAGGGACAUAUUAGUUCUCAUUAAGAUUUGUGACUUCAGGGGGAGCACGCUGGUAAAUUCGUACAGACUGGGGAACAAAAGAAUAUUUAUAUCUUUCAGUCCUCGCCCUGACGGAAAGAAUUUGUCCUGAACGGGCUGAUCCUAAGUAUCUGUGAUGAAGAGGGUGGGAAGUAUCAUCCAAAAUGUGUUUAGUUUUACAAUAACAUCUUUCUUCAAAUAGUUCUUCCAGUAAAAGAUGUUUAGUUUGUGUUAUGUUCCUAGCUUUCUUGAUUAGUCAGUUUAUGCAGUGUUUAAUAUCAGGCGUUGAAUUCCCCCACACCAGCAGGUAAUACUGAAAUUAAAUAGGCUUCCAAUUGUUGCACUGUACAAUCAGUUAACGACUUGUUUGUUUACGCCGAAAUUGUAAAGUUUUUUGAGGUAGAACAGUCUUUGGUUGAAUUUCUUAUACAGCAUUUGACCGUGCACAUGCCAUGUUAGCUUAUUAUUAAUGGUGUCGCCUAAGUACUUAUAUGCCUCUACUUUCUCUACACUUUGAUUUUUUAUGUUGAGAUCUGUAAUCUGGUGUUCCCCCUCCUGAAAUCAACAACCAAUCAAGUCAUUUAGCUGGAGAAAAUUUUCAUCGCACCAAUUGAUAAAGCUUGUAACUAAGUUGCGGUAUAAGACUUUUCCUUCAGAUAUUAAGCCAUCGAUGUCUGAUCAUCAGCAAAUUUUAAGAUUGGAAGAGUGUCGCUUUAGCUUUGAAUAUCAUUGGUUUAUAUUGAAUACAGUACCGGGGAGAGAACGCAGCCUUGUGGCACCCCAGUGCUUAUUUCUCUGGUUAGAGAUAAUUGGUCAUUUACCUUGACAUAUUGUGGUCGAUUUGUUAAAAAGUUCAGUAUCCAAAGCCAAGCCUGAAUAUUUAAAUUUACACCUAACAAGGAUAAUUUCUUUAUCAUAAGGUGUGGUUGGAUAGUGUUAAAUGCUGAUGAGAAGUCUAAGAAAAGCACUCUGGCAUAAUUUUUUGGACUGUCUAGGUGAUGGUAAAGUGUCUCCAACAAUAGUAAUAUAGCAUCCUCCAUACUUCUUGCAGGUUUGUAAGCAAAUUGGUGGGGGGGUCAAGUUUUUGCUGUACUUCAUUCAAAAUUUGAUUUGUCUCAGAAUAAGUUUCUCAAAACAUUUACAACAGAGGUAAGUGCAACUGUCCAUAAGUCGUUGUUGCAAGUUACCUUAUUUUUCGUUGGAAUCGGUAUGAUUUCUGAAGUUUUCCAAAGUGUUGGUAUUGUGUGAGUUACAUAAGAUUUAUUAAAUAUGUAACAAAAAAUAUAGGAGAGCAUCUCUGAGCAUAGCUUAACGAGCCGACCACUUAAUUUGUCUGGCCCCGAGGCCCUGUCUGCGUCCACUUGUUUAAAUAAUAACAUCACUUCCUGUUCGGAGAACAAAGAAGUACCAUCCUGUGUACUACUGCCAUCUUUAAAUGAAUUCAUCAUCUCAUUGUGUACACUUCCAAAGUCCAGACAGUCAAAACGACAAUAAAAGUCAUUUAAGUCGUUAACAAAAUUCUUCACGUCUUCAACACACAAGCAUUCACGCUUAGGAGUAUAUCCUGUUAUUUGCUUUAGACCAGCCCAACAAGCCUUUGAGUUGUUGGUAAGGAAUUAUUUUUCGAUUUGUGUAAUAAUUCUGGUUGAAGCAACAAGAAAUAUGAUAAUGUUUGAGGAAAACCUGAAUAUGGACAAUAAAAAAAAUUGGAUGUUUCAACCAAGAAGCCUUCCACAGCAUAAAUACAGAGACUGACACACUUAGCUGGUAUAGAUAUGUAGAUGACAGGACAUGAUGAACAGACAGGAAAUGAUAAACAUAAAAGAAAUGGUAAUAUAAGUUACGCUUUAAUAAUAAUUAUACAUUAUACACAAGUAAACGUUUCGGCACAUGCCUUCAUCAGUACAAACAAAAAAACACAUUAAAUAAGUAUAAAUUAAAUUUGCAUAAUAUAAAUAUAGAUAUCCUACCUAAAAAAGAAAAAAAAUAGGAGAGGGCGCUAAAACCGGACAAAAACAAAGUAAAGAGAAGUAGAAAGGAAGUGAUUUGAACAUAAUUGUAAAAACCAAACAGGAAAAAGACAUGGCAGCUAGGUAAAAUUGUGGAUUUGGUUCAUUCCAUAUGGAGACAACGUGCCAAAUCUUGUUAUUAAUUUGUUCUCCAUAUAGAUUAUAUCUGUAGUGUUACUAGUAUAUAGUAUACAAGUAAAUGCGUUGUCUGAGAUACCAUCAUGGUUAGGGCUAUGGAAAUGUUUGGAGACCCGACAGAGAGCUUGUUUAUUUAUGUUAUAGAGGUGUUUUCUGAACCGGUCCCCAAGGCGACGACCAGUCUCUCCUAUGUAUAAUUUACCGCACUUUUUGCAAAUGAUGGUGUAAAUCACGUUGCGACUUGUGCAGGUAAAGCCAUCUUUUAUUCUGAAUACUUCCAGGGAGAAAGUGAUCUUAUCAGUUUCGAUCACAUAGGGACAUGAGUUACAACGGCUAUGGUUGCAACUUUUUGUGUCUUUAUAUGCUUUAAUAGCCGGGAUGUGGCUUCUAACUAGCAUGUCCCUAAGGCUGCCAUGUCUUUUUCCUGUUUGGUUUUUACAAUUAUGUUCAAAUCACUUCCUUUCUACUCCUCUUUACUUUGUUUUUGUCUGAUUUUAGCGCACUCUCCUAUUUUAUUCAUUUUUAGGUAGGAUAUGUAUAUUUAUAUUAUGUAAAUUUAAUUUAUACUUAUUUAACUGUGUUUUUUGUUUGUACUGAUGAAGGCAUGUGCCGAAACGUUUACUUGUGUAUAAUGUAUAAUCAUUAUUAAAGCGUAACUUAUAUUGUUAUAUUGACACAAUUUGUUGGUGUCUUAUUAAUCUAUUUUAAAGCUUUAUUGCAAUCCAACACUUUUUUAUAAUUAGGAAAUGGUAAACAGACAGGAAAUGGCAUACAUAUUUAUAUGUCUAAUAAUGACUCAGAUUUGGUGAUGUUUUUUCAAAUGACAAUUUUUUUUCAAAGAUUUAGAAUCUCCUGGUAUUGGAUUUGAAAAUGUCACAGGGCCCAAUGUGCCCCCAGGUCACAUGACAUUUAGUACUGACAGUGGCCUUUACCCUGCUCCGGGUGCCUACGCGCCUCCCAGCACGCCACAGGAUCCUCCUCGCAAUGACUAUCAGCCACCGUCAGCUGCAUCAAUUCAACCCAACCCAGAAAAAAACCCACAGCCGACACCAAGGGGUUUGUCUGCUCAAGGAGCUGUCACCGGAUCUGACUGGACCCCACCCCCUAAUCCAGGUGAGGAAGGGGGAGGGGGUUUAAAAUUAACUCAAAAUAUUAUACUUGCUUAGAGUAAAUGUGACCUCUUACAAGCCUUUCAUUUAAAAGUUGUCUGUUGUGAUAAAAAGAAUGCAAAUAUUACAUUUUCAUUUAGAGGAAAUAAUCAGGGAUCUAUUUGGUGUAAGCCUCAUGGUGAAUGGUAAUGUCUGUCAAUAUAUUUCUCAAAUUACCUAUGAUGUGAUAAGUAUGGUUUUUUUAAACCUUUUUUUUUUUUUUUACCUCACUAUUUAAAUUUAAGAGAAGUAUUAGAGAUUUAUAAAAUAAUUGCCAAUAAAAUAAUUUCUCAUCCCUGGACAGGACUUAAUAUGACAUGUUUGACUAUUAUUUUACUUCUUCUUAUUAUGGUCAAUAGAUUUUGACACUUCUUCGUAAACAGCUAUUUACAGCUAUUGUUGAUGUCUUAUAAUCUUUAUUUAUAACUUUUUAUGAAAUGACCAUCGGCAUAUUGCUUCCCGGACAUUUCUCGCUAUUGAUAUCUUAAAUUGUAAUGCAUCAUUUAGAACUCACUUUUUAUCUAGCUGGCCUCAAGUUGUCACCUGAACAGUUCCAAAAGGGCAUCAAGUACUGUAAGUUUGCCAGUUCGGCCAUGCAGUACGAGGAUGCCAACACGGCGAUAGAAAACUUGACCAAAGCAUUGAAACUGCUGACCACUGGGAAAGAAUGACACAUUGAUUCUGUAAUGUUGGUUCUUAUUUUUGUGUUUCAUGGCGCAUUUAUGUCACAAUCUUUUUUUAUAUAUAUUUUUUUUAAUAUUUAAAUAGGAAAAAGCUUGAGACUGUCAAAAAUCCAUCUCAACCAAUGAUUAAACAAUCCAACAUAAUAACAAUGUAUAGUUCGAUCUGCCCAAACAGACUCAAUGAUUCAAUAUUCUACUUGAUCACACUCAAUCCUUAAAAUCUUGGAGGAUUGAGUUGUUUGCUUUUGCCCUAGCUUGUAGCAUUAACUAGUGCAUAUGAAACUGAGUCGUCGCUCUUUGAAAUCUGGUGAUCAUAUAUUUAGUCAUUUCAAGCAAAAAUUUCUUCAUUGUGAAAUAAGGGUUCCUUCUUCUGUGAUUAGCUUUUUUUUUUUUUAAAGAUAAAUUUCAAUCAAUCUCAGUUUAACUCACGCCAACUGCUUCUGUCAAUAUUUGUCAAUACCUCGUUGAAUAUUGAUUUACAUUGUGAUAUUUUUUCUUUCACUAAUAUUAUGAAAAAAUUAACAAAAAUAAUGGAAUUGUUGAAUUUUAGCAAUGAGAUCCUACAAAACAUAGCAGCAAUUCUCUGUUCGAGGUCUUUAAAUUAAGUUUUGUAAGGAGAACAUAUUGUGGAGAAAUUUUUGUUGUGUGAAAUAGGCCAAGUACUGGAAAGUAAACCAAACGUUACAUUUAAAAUGUCAUCUUGGUCCGUCAAUUUUUCAAGAAGUAUGUUUUAAAAUCAAUUCCUCAAAAUUUUGAAAGAUGCCAAGAAAACGUUUGAUCAUAUUUACAAAGCAAUGGUCCAUUUUACUCAAAUCAAAGUCCUCUAUGUAAUAUGAGGAUACUGGUUGGCACACAAUACCACCAUGACACUGAACAAAAAAGAUAAUGCUGAAAACUGGUAAAUUAAAGUCACAAAUUAUAUUUGUUUUUUUUUAAAGUAAAAGCAAAUUUAAGUGGGAAAAAAAAUGUUUCAUAAUUCAAGAUUUAAGAACAAAAGUGACACAGUUAAGAAUACCCAUGAGUUGAAAUCUUUGAUGAAAAUAUAGAGUCGAUUUUUAUAAAAAUUAAAAAAAUGUCACAAAUUCAUAGUCUUGUGAUUUCUUGAAAUUUGUUUGAAUAAUUGUUUGUGAGACAUCCACUUGUGAUUGAGUGGAUUGCUGGGUGGUCAAAUCUGAUUUUUGCAUUGUUUACUGCUUGUUAAAACUAUUGUAUCGUGUUGUCUUAUGUACAAUGCUGAAAUGGAGUUUAGUUUCCAUGGAAUAAUCUCCGCUACUGCUACUCCUAACUUUUUAUAAUAUAACUGUAGGUCAGAUCGAUGGUGUAGAGCAGUGGUGUGCCACCUUUUGGUGCAAACUCAUUAAUGGAUCUUAAAAAAAAUUUUUUUGUUGAAACUUCAUAUCACCAUAUCACCUCAGUUUUAAAAUGAUUAAAUGCAUACUAGACCAACACCUCCCAAAAGGAAAAGAGUUGUGACCCCCCCCCCCAAGCCCCCCCCCCCCCCCCAAGGGUGGACGCCCCCGGCCCCGACGAAGUAAAAAAAAUUUAACUUUUUUAUAUAAAAAAUAUCUCCCAACCUAAAAAAAAAUUUUUUUGUUGAAACUUCAUAUCACCAUAUCACCUCAGUUUUAAAAUGAUUAAAUGCAUACUAGACCAACACCUCCCAAAAGGAAAAGAGUUGUGACCCCCCCCCCCAAGCCCCCCAUCCCCCUCCAAGGGUGGACGCCCCUGGCGCAGAUGAAGUAAAAAAAAUUUAGUUUUUUUAUAUAAAAAAUAUCUCCCAACCUAUCAUUGUUCUCUGAAAUAAAUCCUGGUGGUGAAGAAAUAAACCCUGUAUAAUAGUAUUCUCUAUCUCUCGUAACCAUCCAUUUCUUUGAUACAUGUUCAGGAAUGUUAAUUCAUAUUCUUAUUCUUUUAACUGUCAUUCAAAGCUUUAAACAAUGCACCAAUAUUUUAAAAAAAAAAAAGCUUAAAAAGUCGCAUUGUGAUGAAUUGAAAUUAAAUUAUUUGUUUCUUCAUGUUCGGAAUUAAUUAUUGUUACUGUUGGUAUAAAUUCUACGAGCGAAUUGUUUUCUCAUCUCCAAUUGUUUUGGUUUUUUUCAUCAUUGGACUCUGUGAAUAUAAUGAUUGUAAUAUGGUGCCACAAAUCAUAAUGUGGUCAUUCAAUUAAAUUAUUUAAAA